Molecule: messenger RNA, 1309 nt
Organism: Salvelinus sp. IW2-2015
Lineage: Eukaryota; Metazoa; Chordata; Actinopteri; Salmoniformes; Salmonidae
Product: neuroligin-3-like
Exons: 3
Biological process (GO): chemical synaptic transmission; presynaptic membrane assembly; neuron cell-cell adhesion
Cellular component (GO): plasma membrane; postsynaptic specialization membrane; cell surface
Molecular function (GO): signaling receptor activity; neurexin family protein binding
Source: RefSeq, a predicted model, not a curated record
CGUCAAACGUAGAGCGCUGACCGAGGAGUCUAGCCGAGGAGAAAACGGAGGAAAAACAUAUGAAAAUAUGAACGGAGUGAAACUGCUGAAAGAUUUUUAUGUUGGGAAAUGUAGUUCUGAAACGAAUCAAAGUAAUACACUAUAAGGAUAUCUGCAAGGACUAUUUACAACUGAAAGUAAAGUGCACAGAAAUAUUGUCUCCAGCUUUUUUCUGAAGAAAAUACCGGGAAUGGAAUGGGGGAAUUUGCAUCUCGCCAAGGCAGCAGGUAUGGGAUGGAAGAUCUGACGAGAGGAGGAGAGGACAGUGAAUGAAGACCGUAAAGAAAGGAAAUAACGCAACUUUUUAUUUUGUACUUUUGUGUUUUAUCUGCUCAGCUCCUUUAUCCAGACUGAUAAGUAGAUCUAUGGCUGCUGGACUGUUGGGCUGAGAGACGGGAUUACAGGGCGAAGGGAAGACGGGAAGACGGGAAGACUGGGGAAGACAGGGGAGAAAGGGGAGUACAGGGGAAGACUGGGGAAGACAGGGGAAAACAGGGAAGACAGGGGAAAACGGGAAGACAGGGAGAGGAAAAGAAAGGCUGUGUGAGCCGGGUAGGAGACCCRACGUGUAUGUUGGUGACUUGCAGUCGUUGCUGAGACUCACUCAGACGGACCAUGUGGUUUUUGCCAAGGAGAAACCGUAUCCUCUCCUCUCAGCAUCAGGACCAUGGAGACUGGCAUGGUGCCCACAUACCCAGCUCCAUCUCCAGCCUCAGCAUCACYGCGUCCUUCUGGAUCUUAACUUUUUCCUGGUGCUUGGUGGCCGUCCGAGGCCAGGCCUACCACCCCACUGUGAACACGCAGUAUGGGAAACUCCGGGGGGUGAGAGUGCCCCUACCCAGUGAGAUACUGGGACCAGUGGACCAGUAUUUGGGGGUCCCGUAUGCAGCCUCCCCAGUGGGGGAGAAACGCUUCCUGCCCCCCGAGCCGCCCUCCUCCUGGUCGGGGAUAAAGAACGCCACCCACUUUGCCCCCGUUUGCCCCCAGAAUAUUCACAACGCCGUGCCAGAGAUUAUGAUGCCCAUAUGGUUCUCCUUCAGCCUGGACAUAGUGGCGUCUUACAUACAGGAUCAAAACGAGGACUGUUUGUAUCUAAACAUCUACGUUCCAACGGAGGAUGACAUWCGAGACACCGGGGCCAAACCGGUGAUGGUGUACAUCCACGGGGGAUCCUACAUGGAGGGGACCGGGAAUAUGAUCGACGGGAGCAUCCUGGCCAGCUACGGGAACGUCAUCGUGAUCACCCUGAACUACCGCGUCGGAGUACUAG